This is a messenger RNA of Alternaria rosae, 731 nucleotides long. RefSeq names its product Endoribonuclease L-PSP/chorismate mutase-like protein. The transcript has 2 exons. NCBI's taxonomy places the organism in Eukaryota, Fungi, Ascomycota, Dothideomycetes, Pleosporales, Pleosporaceae. The record is from RefSeq and is a predicted model, not a curated record. The coding region runs from base 133 to 579 and encodes 148 amino acids.
GUUUGACUACUAGGUGCGGCAAGUGCACGCGAAAAUGCCCCUCAUGCCGAGAUACUAUCGUAAGACUCGAGUAAAGAACAUAUAGAAAACAUCAACAAGUAUCCUUGCUCCAAUUUUAUCUUGACUUCAAUCAUGUCAUCUAAUAAGCCUCAUGCCUUUAACCCGGAGAACGUACCGGAACCUCCCCCAACGUACAACCAAGUCUGCAUCACUCCAAUAGUGCCGACAUCCAAAUUGGUCACCCUUGCUGGUCAAACUGGCCUUCAAAAAGACCAUACCAUCCCCUCCGACAUUAAAGAGCAAGCAAAGGGUGCCUACGAUAGCAUUCACAAGUGCUUGGCCGCCGCUGGAGCGACACCACGAGAUAUUGUGCAUGUUCGACAUUACAUCGUCAAAGAUACCGGCAACCCAGAGCAGGAUCGAAAGGAUGUUGUAGAUCGCGGCUGGGGAGAUAUCUGGAUUGAAUAUAUGGAUAGGGAGGCGGGCGGGCAUAGACCACCUGACACAGUUGUCGGUGUUGCAAGUUUGGCGAAGAAGGAACUGCUGUAUGAGUGUGAAGUAACGGCUAUAAUCAGCUAGUUACUGGCUUUAAACAUUGGACUGUACUUAUGGUUUGGACCUAGCCAACGAAAGCAUGUGCAUUAAGUACAAAUAUGAUGAUUCAUCUCCUCAACAUCUCAGCAUGACAUUCAUAGACGUCAAACUCACCAAUCGGUGUGCAGAGCAAUUUG